GGAGAAUGAAAGCAGUGUUUUACCUGGUCACUGAGAAGGUAACAUGAAGAAAUACAAGUUUGUGUUGUCCUUAUUUCUGUUGCUGAGUGAAAGACCUCUCUGCUAUGGCUCUGCAGAUGCAGUGGAAGGCGAGGAGGCUUCAGGGGAUAAUCCAACAUUAUCUACUAUCACGGUAAUAGCAGAUACCACCACAUCUGCUGUAUUUUUGACAAGUGACCAGGAUCUGCAUGCUGCUACUAUGCUAACAGAAACUGAGAAUUCUGAAAUGGGAAGCACUUCCACUACACAAAUAACUGAUUUGGAACCAGAAAGUCUACAUCCUGCUGUAAUAUUUGGAGUCCCUGCAGCACUGCUGCUAGUCCUAUUGAUUUUGCUGGUCAUCUUUAUUGUAAGACGCCACAAGCAAAAACAAUUGAAACAAGAUGAACUAGGAAGUGAAAACUGCAAAAGUCCUAUCUUUGAAGAAGACACACCCUCUGUGAUGGAAAUAGAGAUGGAAGAGCUUGAUAAAUGGAUGAACAGUUUAAAGCGAAAUGCGGAAAGUGAAUAUUUGCCUCCUGUGAAGGAAGAGAAAGACUGCAAUGCCAAUCCAAGUGACUGCGAAUCUUGAGGUCAAGACGGCAUUAUAUGGAUUAAUGGAAGAGAUAAAUGAAUCUUACAGAUCUUGAGAUCCUGGGCAAUCUGCAUAUGAAUCUCCUUCAUCUCAAAUAGUAAAGGGUAACAGUGCAUCAUCUCCUUUCCUGCUGUAUUGUUCUAUAUCGUGACAACUUCAGUUCUGCAAAACAAAAAUCCUGGAAAUAAUAUUUAUUGUUGUGAAAUUCAGGAGUGCAGAGAGAACAAUUGCCUUUUAGCUUUUUCUCAGAGCAAUUUGUUUCUUCCCUUGAUCAAUCAUAAGAGUAUGGUAUAUCUCUUUUUUUCCCUCUGUAAGAUUGUCCAUUACACUAAUAUUCCCAAGUAGUAAGGUCACGGUGCCCUUGACUCUGAAUUUCUUUUCUCUGGUGUGCUUAAAUCACAGUUGUGAAAUAUAAGGCAUGCCAGUGGCAUUUCAUUUUCUUUUCUCGCAGUGAUGGUGAUACCUCUCUCAGAUUUGUACUGAUGAGAACUGCAGAGAAUGUGCAGUGAUUCUAGACAAGAAUGUAGCAUGGACAGCAUUUCAAAUAGCCAGGAGAAGCCAGAGGAGUAGGGAUGAGGAGAGAGUCAGGAGAGUUUCCAAGGCUUGUAUCGUGUUUGUGUAGAAUGGAUCAUUAUAUAUUUUUGAAGGUGCUAGUUGUAGCUGAAUGGAAUUACUAAUUGACUGUCAUUGCCUGGUUUGUUUUUAAGAAGCCAGAAUCAGGUGUGAUGAGAUGCCUGAGAAGGCUGUGAAGAAGCAAUACAAUAUGAACAAGCAUGUGCUUGCGAGAUACUCCAACUUUCAUUUCCAGCAUAUACUGCUGCUUUUAAACUCCUACUGAUACUUUGCGUAUUUGUAACACUGCAUCAUCUUUUAACAUGCACCAGGCAAGAAUACUAGAUUUAAUAAAGUUGAUCAUGUGCCUUAAUAACACUAGUCACAAGUCAGUUUUAAGAUUACUUGUGCUACAGGACAUAAAUGAUCACCUACUGAUCAGAAUAGGGAAGUACUUAUUUAAAAAUUCAGUUCACAGAAUAAGCCAACAAAAAUAUCCAUGCUAGUAUGCCCUGUCCUAACUAUUUUCCUAUGAGCACAACACGUUUGAGAAUUAUUCACUAAUACUGAAUAAUUAGUGAUGCAUGAAGCAUGAGGAUGACAUACAGUGGACCCUUGUUAUACGCUGGGGUUUGGUUCCAAGAUCCCCCGUGUAUAACAAAAUCCAU
Messenger RNA from Sceloporus undulatus (fence lizard), 1833 nucleotides. RefSeq names its product transmembrane protein 154 (gene TMEM154). The transcript is spliced from 6 exons. Bases 44 to 610 code for a protein of 188 amino acids. Lineage: Eukaryota; Metazoa; Chordata; Lepidosauria; Squamata; Phrynosomatidae. The record is from RefSeq and is a predicted model, not a curated record.